This is a messenger RNA of Zea mays, 1529 nucleotides long. RefSeq lists its product as uncharacterized. The record is from RefSeq and is marked validated. NCBI's taxonomy places the organism in Eukaryota, Viridiplantae, Streptophyta, Magnoliopsida, Poales, Poaceae. The coding region runs from base 146 to 1363 and encodes 405 amino acids. The transcript has 3 exons.
GCACAGGUCCCUGGCACAGGGCGAGGCACUGUCACGCACGGAAUCGAGCAAUCGAUCACACAGAGACACAGGUCAGGAGCAGGAGCUCGAGGUGUCGCCGCGCGGCAGCAGCAGCAGCAGCAGCAGCUUGGGACUCGGGACAGCCAUGGGGAAGGGCCGGGCACCGUGCUGCGCCAAGGUGGGGCUCAACAAGGGCUCCUGGACGCCGGAGGAGGACAUGCGCCUCGUCGCCUACAUUCAGAAGUACGGCCACGCCAACUGGCGCGCCCUGCCCAAGCAAGCAGGUUUGCUGCGGUGCGGGAAGAGCUGCCGGCUGCGGUGGAUCAACUACCUCCGCCCGGACCUCAAGCGCGGCAACUUCAGCGCCGAGGAGGAGGAGACCGUCAUCAAGCUCCACGGCUUGCUCGGCAACAAGUGGUCCAAGAUCGCGUCGUGCCUGCCGGGCCGGACGGACAACGAGAUCAAGAACGUCUGGAACACGCACCUGAAGAAGCGGGUAUCGCCGUCCGGCGGGGAGGAGGAGCACGGCGCCGCCGGGUCCAACAAGAACAAGAAGAAGAAGAAGAAGAAAGCCGCUGGCGGCGCCGAGGAGCCGCUCCCGUCACCGACUCCGUCUCCGUCGCCGUCCUCGUCCACCACGACGACGGCCAACUGCUCCAGCGGCGACUCCGGCGAGCAGCAGAGCAACACCAGCAAGGAGGCGGACGACGACGAGCUGGACCUGGAGAACCUCGAGAUGAUGCCCAUGCUGGACGACGACCCAAUAACCUUCGGCUUCGACAUGCUGGUGGACCCCGUGCCAGCGCCGUACGGCCCGGCCGUGUCCGCGUUCGCGUCGGCGUCCAGACCCACGUCGCCCUGCGCCUCGUCCACGUCCCCACCGCCGCCGCCGGGCUGCGCGCCGCUCGGCGUGGACGACCUGCUCGUGCUGCCAGAGAUCGACAUCGACCAGGAGCUGUGGAGCAUCAUCGACGGCAACGGCGACGGCGGCGGCGACGGAGGAGGCUCCGCUUGCGCCGUGUCUGCCGAGACAUCGGCGCCGUGCUGCCAGAGCAAUGCGCCGGAGCCGACGACGAACGGCGCCUGCGCGACCAGCCACCACGGAGCGGCGGAGGAGGAGGGAAAGGAGUGGUGGUUGGAGGACCUGGAGAGGGAGUUGGGCCUGUGGGGCCCCGUGGACGUGGAGGACUACCACUACCAGUACCCAACGGGCCCACAUGGUCUGGUGGCUAACCACCCGGACCCGCUUCCUGCCAUGGUGGACGACCCGGUGUCCUGCUACUUCCAAGCGGGCCCCGCCUCCGCCGUGCUCCAGGAACCCGGGUACUCGGUGACUAGUAGUAGCAACCUGAUGGGGUUGUGAGAUUUAUCGUUCGUCGUCGUCGUUUUUUUUUUAUUUUUUUUAGAUAGCAGAACAGAAAUCCUGAACAAACGGAUCGUAUUGCUUGCUUGCACAAUGAUUGUACAAGUGCAUAGCUCAGAGGAGCAUAAACUCAAUACUAAACCGCCGGCGGCGUAUUAUUAUAAGU